AUGAUGAUAAUAAUAUUUAUAGAAUUGUGUAGAAUUGCAGAUUCCCUUUCAUGGAUUCCUAAAUCCUUGAGGAGAACUUCUAGUACAUUCUACAUACCUAAUAUUAUUGCCUUAUUAAAAAUGGAAUCCCAACAAUUAUCUCAAAAUUCACCCACUUUUCAAAAACACACGCCGAUUGGUCAUAUUAAUCAUGACCAAUAUAAUAGUGAUUCCGGUAGUUACUAUACAUUGAUGUGA
Saccharomyces cerevisiae S288C is the source of this 237-nucleotide messenger RNA. RefSeq lists its product as uncharacterized. The record is from RefSeq and is marked reviewed. The transcript has a single exon. NCBI's taxonomy places the organism in Eukaryota, Fungi, Ascomycota, Saccharomycetes, Saccharomycetales, Saccharomycetaceae. The coding region runs from base 1 to 237 and encodes 78 amino acids.